Molecule: messenger RNA, 2064 nt
Organism: Haliotis rufescens (red abalone)
Lineage: Eukaryota; Metazoa; Mollusca; Gastropoda; Lepetellida; Haliotidae
Exons: 20
Coding region: 81-1613 (510 amino acids)
Source: RefSeq, a predicted model, not a curated record
CCCACCUUUGCCGCUAGAGCGCACUGACUGUAUCCGGCGCGGAAUAGCUGCUAAGGAAAACAAAUCUAAACACGUUUGAAAUGACACUAAAGAUGCAGAACUACAUGGAAAAACAUAAGAUAGGUCCUCUAUUUGAGGACCUAAUGAACAAAGUCUUACGAGACAUGCCAGAGGAUCCCCUCAUCUAUAUCCUGAGGGCAGUUUACAAGAAGGCUGGAGUAGAAAUUCCACAGGACAUCAGGUAUGGCGGUAUGAGGAGAAGUGCUUCAGACAUGACACGUGGAAGAAGUAGGAGUCCCGAGAAACUGCCCGUGUCCAGCAGCGCAGAUGCAGCAUUAGGAACUCGGGACUAUGACCGACCAUGGAAGUCGCAGGCCAAGAGACUCAAGCCGAAGAAGUCUUCAGAUGAUGCAGAGCUGUCAAGAUCUCAGAGCUCCAGGCUGCACUCUGCCUCCUCUCUCAGUGACAAAACUGUAGAGGACUUGCUUAAAGUGACCCCGGUCAAACUGGCUCGGCGGCAGAGACCGGACUGGAACACCGACGUGAAGAUGAAGACGACAUCAUUUGAUGAGCUAUGGGAAGAUACAUCGCCAGUGAAGAGAGAUGACGCAGUGAGAUCAGAGACUGUCAGUAUCAUGAAGAAAUCCUGGGCCAGGGUUGGGCUGGAUGAUGAAAAUGACAACAUAUACAGCAGCAACAAAUACACAGGUCCUCGUCACGCCCACUUUAAAUCUGAUGAAGACCUGCUGGCCUCAGAGAAUAUUGUGUCAUCUCGCAGGGACAACAAGCACCAGAUGAAGCCCAAAGGGAAGAGCACAUCAUCUCGAAGCCACAAACUCAGUGCUGUACAGCAUCGUCAGGAGCUGGAGAAGUUGUUGAUGGAGUCGGAGAAGAGGUCUACAGAUUCAGGCUAUACGGAGGAACUAGGGGAGGAAGAUGAAGCCUUAGAAAUGCUCGAGGAUGCUGAUGAUUUGAGACGAGAAGGGGUAACCAACAUCCCAGCUACAGGCUACAGACUCAGUAAGAUCAUGCGUCAGCGACGAGCGGAGCCAACUGUUAAACUGAACAUCAAUCUUUAUCCAAGGCCUGAGCCAGCACCCUCAGUACAAGGAGAAUCGUAUGGAGAGUAUGAUUCUGACAUGGACUACAGGCCACAUACAGGAGGUCCAUCCGGAGUGGAGAGUGAUGAUGAGUUUGAGAGUGUCUCCCAGGUGACGGGCCCGGUAAGUAGACGGCCUGUGUGGAAUGUCCCUGAUUCUGAUGGAGAAAGCUACAUACCUCGUCCUGCUUUCUCCACUCCGCAGCCAAGCAAAGCCAAGGGGAAACCAUCAAAGCACAGACACCUCUCCUCAACUGGUCCCGCCAGACACAACGUCCCGAGUCCUGGUCGGUCGCUGGAGAGUGUGGACGACUUUACACGGGAAGGCGUGAAGACUUGGACGCCGGGCGCAGCCAGCUCACAUCGGAGAGUGAUGUCCCCUGAUGGAGAUGAGGUUAGAGAGUCCUUACAGUCAGCACGUGGGGGAUGGACGUUCCCGGAUGAUUCUGAUGCCAGUUUCACAGAAUUCAGCAAUAGGAAAGGAUCAUCAUAUAGAGAACCACAAGCAUACUGAUCUACAGUCUAGAGGAGAGAAGCACAGACUCGCCACUGUUAAUGGAUUUUUCGCAUAUAUAUAACUCCCUUUUCAAAUAAUGUAUUGUUACAUUUACUUGAUAGGUUUACAUGAUCCUUUUUUAAACUUUUCUGCUCAUCCAUUUUUGUAGGCAAUCUAUAUUUUUCAGAUAAUAUUGUUUGGUAUCAGCGAUACAGAGCAUAAUGAUAAAAAAAGGAUUAAAAUUAGUUUGUGAGUUUAUAGAGAGAUAGCUGUUGUGAUAUAUGGUAAGCCUAUGUUCUAUAAUACAUAGCACAUGUAAACAUGUUUGUUGUUUUUGUCCUUUCAUCCUGAUAGACAUUGAACUGUGAUAUUUGCAACUUGACUGUCAAUGUUGUAUCAUUGUAUACAAUUCUUUCAUGUACAUUAUUUUGUACAUGCAUGAUUUUAAUAAAAGGUUUAGCUAAACAUU